This is a messenger RNA of Penicillium subrubescens, 2142 nucleotides long. It is a transcript of the gene medA, whose product is annotated as transcriptional regulator medA. The record is from RefSeq and is a predicted model, not a curated record. The transcript has 4 exons. The coding region runs from base 1 to 2142 and encodes 713 amino acids. Gene Ontology annotation, cellular component: nucleus. Lineage: Eukaryota; Fungi; Ascomycota; Eurotiomycetes; Eurotiales; Aspergillaceae.
AUGGUGAUUCGAGGCCCGUUGUUCGACCCGGAUUUCCAAACGCCUCUAAUUUUAGGCGAGUCGUUGGAUUUCUCGGAUUCUGAAGAGUCACAGUUUGUCGGUGCGUUUUCAGACGGCCUGUGGGCCAAGUCUGAGCCGAUCCUGUCUAUGUCUAGUUUCCAGAAGCCCGCUGCCGGCUCCGUACUCGACUACGCCUCCACUCGCUCUUUGCAGGAUGCUGGUUCGUACUCGACAUACGGCCAAUCCCCUUACGUGACUACUUCUCUCGUCCCCUCUCCCAUGGCCGACCAGGCCAGCCAGAUCUCGGACUGUGUCCCAUAUAUGCCCAACAACGAGUAUGCUAGCUCGUACGAAGAGGCCCAGUCGCCCAUGAUGGGUACCCGACCCCGCCAAGUCCCGGAGAUCGUCACAUAUAGCCCUCAGCGUGGAUGUGAGGGUACUCGGGUAGUGGUGCAGAUCCAGUCCCCUUUCGAUCUCCACAGCUCGUCCUACGGCGCCUUGUAUAUUGUCUUUGGAAGCAAGAAGUGCGAGUGCAACCCCCACUUCAUCGGUUUCCAAGGCACCAACUUCCAAUACUGCCUCUCGGCUGAUUCCCCGUCAUUCAUCUCAACUGGCUCGCCCUCCGUGGCGGUCCCCCUCCAGGUUGUCCUGGAGACUCAGAGUGACUGCCAGCCUACUACCUUGCAGGUUGGUGUAUAUACAUACGAACAGGUGUCGCAGCCCUCGCCCGAUGCCGAGUCGCGCAAGAGAAAGUUCUCUUCGUACUCGGACAAUGUUAUGGCUGGUUCUGUGCCGGCCAAGCGGCCCACUCCCACGCAGGUGGUGCCCAAGAUUGAGCAGCAUGACAACUAUACCUACCGUGACAACCGCUCGGCUUCUUUCUCGCCCUAUCUGCAGACUCUGCCCGCCAUGACAGGAUUCAGCACCCCAUUCCACGCUGCCUCUUCUCCCCGUGUUGGCCCUAUCCAGUUCUCCAGCGGCUCGGCCACUUCUCAACCUGCGCUGCGUGCUCCAUCUCCUCUAACCCCAGCCUGGAGCCCGUCUUAUAUGCCUGGACCUAACGAAAUGCGGAGUCAAAGCCUCGCCAUGGUUCACUCCAUGUCCCAGCACCGGGGUCCCUCGCCAGCGCGCGCUCCCAACUCUGCCAAUCCCAUGUUGAUCCGCACAUCCACUUUGCAGCAGGCCAGCGGCCUUGGUCAGAACUCGACUUUCAACCCGUACGCUAUGUACCCGACCAAGGCUGUCUUGAAGCUGAACGGUGACCUGAACUCCAUGGCCGCCGGCUGGAGUGCAGAGGAGCGUGAGUCCCAGCGCCGUCUGGUGCAGUUCACUCGCUCUCAAACUGGUAGCACUAUCAAUGCCGAGUUCAAGCCUGUGACUCUCGAGGAGCGUGCUCCCAACAGCAUUUGCAUUAGCUGCAUUCACUGGGAAGGCAAGGAUGAGUGCUUCGUCACCAGCGUUGACACUAUCUAUCUCCUCGAGUCAUUGGUCUCUGUCCGCUUUACUGUUGAGGAGAAGAACCGCAUUCGCCGAAACCUGGAGGGCUUCCGCCCACUUACCGUCUCCAAGGCUAAGGCCGACAGCGAGGAAUUCUUCAAGGUCAUCAUGGGAUUCCCUGCACCCAAGCCACGUAACAUUGAGAAGGACGUCAAGGUAUUCCCCUGGAGCAUCCUUGCCGAGGCUCUGCGGAAGAUCAUUGGGAAAUACUCUGCUAGCUACUCAUCCACCGCAGGCGUUCUGCCUACACCGAUGACAAACUACGCCAGCCACGGAACUGGUUCUGAUUCUGGCACCGAGCCUCACGGCGCUGGUUCCCCCCAGUCGCCCCCUGACUCUGCCCCUGCUAGCACCUACGGCCACCACCACGCCUUGCCUGCCCCGGUCUACGUCUCGCAUCCAGAUAUGUCCGCUGCUCCCGAUAUGCGCUCGGUGAUGCCUCCUAUCAGCCAGCCAUACUCUUCCGUCGGGGGAUACUCAUAUCCUGCCAUCUGCCAGCCUCAACAUUCCCACAGCCUGGUCGCUCCGACCCCGCGGACCACCUGGGAGAUGCAACAUCUCGGCACUCCGACUCCCUCGACUAGUGCAGCCUAUGGCUAUAUGGACCCGGUGUAUCCGAUCCACGAUGGAGCGCAGGGUCACUGA